This is a messenger RNA of Mollisia scopiformis, 1785 nucleotides long. RefSeq lists its product as uncharacterized. The coding region runs from base 319 to 1758 and encodes 479 amino acids. The transcript has 2 exons. NCBI's taxonomy places the organism in Eukaryota, Fungi, Ascomycota, Leotiomycetes, Helotiales, Mollisiaceae. The record is from RefSeq and is a predicted model, not a curated record.
CUCCAAUUUCAAUUCAACCCAAUUGCCCACUAGUCGCCAAAAAGGUCCACUAGCUUUCAAAGAGGUUUAGCUCCAAGCGCAACUCGAGGGCUUAGGUAUAUAAAAUUCUUCUAUCCUUGUUUUUACACCUUCUUCUUCCACCAUCAGACAACAAUACUUGAAAAAUUUGUCAUUCAAUUCGAUACACUCCAUUCAUCAGCGACUUAACACUUAAUGCUAACAAUCAACAAAUACCUCCCGAACACCUCCCCCUUCACAUUUCUCGCGCAAUAACAGCUCACGAUCGCAAUUUCCAUCACCAUCGCCUUGAUCAUCAAGAUGGAUUAUCGAAAGGCUCUUGUCACGACCCAACAGGAACGAGAUACCGAGAAAGCACGAAUCGAUGCUGAGAAAUCCCGCGUUGAGGCCGAGAAGGCGCGUAUCGCAUUGGAGAUUCACACCGCUUUGGAAGCUAAGAACAUUUUGAAAGUGUCGAGAGAUACUCCUGGAAACACGUAUUGGCCCGAGUUCUUCCCUGGUUAUUAUGUGGAUGAGAAGGUAGAAUUGACGGUCGAGAUCUUGACAGAGCCAACUUCGGAGCAGGCCCGGCUCAUUGCUCUCGGUGAGAGAACUCUGCCAUUCACCUUCGAUUCAGAGUUCGGAACACAAAUUGGAUGCGAUGUCAUGAGCCGCGGACAAGGAAAUGAUAAAUUCUACCAGAUCAUAAACCGUAUUAACACAACCGUCGUCCGCUUCACGGGACUUGCUCUGCUGCAAGUCUGUAAGCAGAUAUCGGCCGAGUGCAGUCAGAUCCUGUACGGAGAGAACUCGUUCGUGUUCAACACUGGCACUGAGACCACUAUGCGAUACACGGGCCUGCAUGAGCAUGAUGAACUUGAACAUUUUCCCCAUUGGAUCCCCGGAAUGCCAAGAGAGAACGGCUAUCCUCGAACUUCAAAUCAAUUCAACAAUGCGAUGAAUCGCAUGUUCGACCGCGAUGGCUUCCUCCCGAAAUUUGUAGCCAGAAACCCAAUGCUGCAAUUCUUCCACCGAAUUGGACCAGUCAAUACCUUGUUGUUGACCAAGAUCAAGGUCGAGGGCCAAAUGAAGACAUUGUACAAUCAUCUUCCCGAGGAGUCGGAAUCAGAUAGAUCUCUCGGAUUUGCCAGAUUCCUGCCCAUCCUCACAACGGUCCUCAAGGAAGCCUGUCCGAAUCUGAGAGAGCUCACAUUGUAUAUCGAGGAUAAGAAAUUCCAUUUUGACUACAAGGAGUCCAGAUUGUGGGACAAUGAUCCAUACAACAAGAGUCGCAAGUCAGACGAAGAUCGUAUCGAUGAGGUUGUCGAGAGAGUCGUAACUACAUUGGACUCUUUGCCAAGUCUGAACUUGAUGCCACAUCACUGCUACGAUGGCUGGGAUAAUAGUACCGGCUUCGUGUCCAGAGAUACAUUUGUGGACGAGUGGGAGAAGUCUGUCAAGUGGAUGAAAUAUGUCAAUCAAAGAGCGAGAACACAACAGAUCAAGAGAGCUGGGGAAGUCGGAAUCGCAACUGCCUUGGGUCAGAUUGUGAUACAAACGACUGUUGAGAGUACAGCACCCACUCUGCACGCUCAACAAGCAAGUGUUUCCAACUCGGGUCAUACAAACCACUCUUCAGGACCAUCGGGAUCAAGCUCGAGAGGCAAUGGAAGAGGCAGGGGUCAAGGACGUGGAGGACGAGGACGAGGGGGCCGAGCAAGAGGUCGUGGCGGAAGAGGCGGAAGAGACACUUCGCAUUAGGUGUUGUACGACAGUAUUGAUUUUGGA